ACCGGUACAGUCAGCAGUACUGUAGGAGGGAUGUUACCGAGGCAUUAUAAUUGUCUUAGCCGCUGCCGGUAAGCUAGCUUUAUUAGCAUCCGCGCCGCAGCUUUUAGCCGUGGCUGCUGUGUGGGCAGCUAGCUUGACAGGUAACCAGCCGACUCAGCGUUUACUCAUGAAGGCAGCUAAAGUAAUGAUGUUAAGUGAAAUUAUCUGCAUCAGAAGUUUCCGUGUGUUUUCAAGCUAAUGCAGCCGUACGUCGGUGGCGUUCUGCCAUGCUGCCCUGGCUCACCUUUGCCGUGUGUCUGACGGCGGUGCUCGGCUUGUUUUUCUGGUCCCGCAAGCAGCUAUCGAUAGUGAUCGCAGCCUGCUCGUGUCGUCCAGCCAUGGCACAGCAGGACGGUGCUGCCAAGAAGAACCCCGCUGUUGCGGCAUUGCACUCUCACUUCAUGGUGGGAUCAGUGUCGGAGGAGAACUCCGAAGAUGAAAACCAAGGGAAGCAAGACAUCCAGCUGGAGGAAAAGGAGACUCGCUCCUGUUCCCCGUCCUCUUGUAGCUCCGACAGCACCUUUGAGAUGGGAUUUGACCACAUUGAUGGCCCGGCGCACAAUCUAAGAUCAAGCAUGUCAGGGCUGCACUUGGUGAAACAAGGCAGAGAUCGCAGGCGAAUUGAUCUCCAGAGGGACUUCACUGUCGCUUCACCUGCUGAAUUUGUCACCCGCUUCGGUGGUAACAAGGUCAUUGAAAAGGUGCUCAUUGCAAAUAAUGGCAUUGCAGCAGUUAAAUGCAUGCGCUCCAUCCGCCGCUGGGCCUAUGAGAUGUUUCGCAAUGAAAGGGCAAUUCGUUUUGUUGUCAUGGUGACCCCUGAAGACCUGAAGGCCAAUGCAGAGUACAUCAAAAUGGCAGAUCAUUAUGUUCCUGUGCCAGGAGGGACUAAUAACAACAACUAUGCCAAUGUGGAGCUUAUUCUGGACAUUGCUAAGCGGAUACCUGUCCAGGCAGUGUGGGCUGGAUGGGGCCAUGCCUCAGAGAACCCCAAACUCCCAGAGCUCCUUCAAAAGAAUGGCAUUGCUUUCAUGGGUCCCCCAAGUCAGGCUAUGUGGGCUCUUGGAGACAAGAUUGCUUCAUCAAUUGUGGCUCAGACGGCUGGCAUACCAACUCUGCCCUGGAGUGGAACAGGGCUGACAGUAGAAUGGACCGAGAACAACCAAAAGAAGAAACUAAUCAACGUUCCCCAUGACUUGUAUGAGCUUGGUUGCAUCCAGGAUGUAGAGGAUGGGCUGAAAGCAGCAGAGAACAUUGGCUUCCCUGUAAUGGUGAAGGCCUCUGAAGGUGGUGGAGGAAAAGGGAUCCGUAAAGUGAACUGUGCUGAUGACUUUCCUAAUCUCUUCAGACAGGUCCAAGCAGAGGUUCCAGGAUCACCCAUUUUUGUCAUGCAGCUAGCCAAGCAUGCCCGCCACUUGGAGGUUCAGAUUUUGGCUGAUCAGUAUGGCAACGCUAUUUCCCUGUUUGGCAGAGACUGCUCUGUGCAGCGACGUCACCAGAAGAUUAUAGAGGAGGCUCCUGCCACCAUUGCCACUUCUGAUGUGUUUGAGGAUAUGGAAAGGUGUGCAGUAAAGCUGGCUAAGAUGGUGGGUUACGUCAGUGCAGGCACAGUGGAGUACCUCUAUAGCCAGGACGGCAGCUUCUACUUCCUCGAGCUCAACCCUCGUCUGCAGGUGGAACACCCUUGUACUGAGAUGGUGGCUGACGUCAACUUGCCUGCAGCCCAAAUGCAGAUUGCUAUGGGUAUUCCUCUUCACCGAAUCAAGGACAUCAGGAUGCUUUAUGGGGUCCAGCCCUGGGGAGACAGUCCCAUAGAUUUUGAGCGUCUGUCAAAUACCCCCUCCCCUCGAGGCCAUGUCAUUGCAGCACGUAUCACCAGUGAAAAUCCAGAUGAGGGUUUUAAGCCAAGCUCUGGGACAGUGCAAGAGCUGAAUUUCCGCAGCAAUAAGAACGUGUGGGGCUACUUCAGUGUUGCAGCCGCUGGAGGGCUGCACGAGUUUGCAGACUCCCAGUUUGGACACUGCUUCUCUUGGGGAGAAAAUCGUGAAGAAGCUAUCUCCAACAUGGUGGUCGCUCUCAAGGAGCUGUCUAUUAGGGGAGACUUCAGGACCACAGUCGAAUACCUCAUCAAGCUGCUGGAGACUGAAAGCUUUCAGCACAACAGCAUUGACACAGGCUGGCUGGACAGGCUUAUCUCAGAGAAGAUGCAGGCGGAGCGUCCUGACACGAUGCUGGGAAUUGUGAGCGGUGCUCUGCAUGUGGCCGAUGUCAAUCUCAGGAACAGUGUGUCUAACUUUCUGCAUUCUUUGGAAAGGGGCCAAGUGCUGCCAGCACACACACUGCUCAACACUGUGGAUGUGGAGCUGAUCUAUGAAGGCACUAAGUAUGUCCUGACAGUGACGCGUCAGUCUCCAAACUCCUACGUGGUCAUCAUGAACAAUUCUUCUGCUGAGGUUGAUGUCCAUCGACUCAGCGAUGGAGGUCUUUUGCUUUCUUAUGAUGGAAGCAGCUACACUACCUACAUGAAGGAAGAGGUGGACAGGUAUCGCAUCACAAUUGGGAACAAGACUUGUGUGUUUGAAAAGGAGAACGAUCCCUCGCUGCUGCGAUCUCCUUCAGCAGGAAAACUCAUUCAGUACACGGUAGAGGAUGGUGGGCAUGUGUUUUCUGGCCAAUGCUACGCUGAAAUAGAGGUGAUGAAGAUGGUAAUGACUCUAACCGCUGCAGAGUCAGGUUGUAUUCACUAUGUGAAAAGGGCUGGAGCAGCACUGGAACCUGGCUGUGUCAUUGCCAAACUGCAACUGGAUGACCCAAGCAGAGUCCAGCAGGCAGAGCUGCACACUGGAGCCCUGCCUUCUAUCCAGGCAGUAGCUCUGAGAGGAGAAAAGCUACACAGAGUCUUCCACAACACACUGGAUCAUCUUGUUCACAUAAUGAGUGGUUACUGUCUUCCUGAGCCUUUCUUCAGUGCUAAGCUGAAAGAGUGGGUGGAAAGGUUAAUGAAAACCAUGCGUGAUCCCUCGCUGCCAUUGUUGGAGCUUCAAGACAUCAUGACUAGUGUGUCGGGUCGUAUCCCCCCUGCUGUGGAGAAGGCCAUCAAGAAGGAGAUGGCUCAGUACGCCAGCAACAUAACCUCUGUGCUCUGCCAGUUCCCCAGCCAGCAGAUUGCAAACAUCCUGGACAGCCAUGCUGCUACUCUUAACAAGAAGUCAGAGAGAGAAGUCUUCUUUAUGAACACACAAAGCAUUGUUCAGCUGGUGCAGAAGUAUCGAAGUGGCAUCCGAGGUCACAUGAAAGCAGUGGUGAUGGAUUUGCUUAGACAGUAUCUGAAAGUAGAGAUCCAGUUCCAGAAUGGACACUAUGACAAGUGUGUGUUUACACUGCGUGAGGAAAACAAAGGCGACAUGGCCAAUGUGCUCAACUAUAUCUUCUCCCAUGCUCAAGUCACUAAGAAGAACCUGCUGGUUACCAUGCUGAUUGAUCAGCUCUGUGGCCGUGAUCCCACACUGACAGAUGAACUUAUGGCCAUUUUGACUGAACUCACCCAGCUCAGCAAGACAACCAAUGCUAAGGUGGCACUACGUGCUCGGCAGGUAUUGAUAGCAUCGCACCUUCCCUCUUAUGAGCUACGACACAACCAGGUGGAGUCCAUCUUCCUCUCUGCCAUUGAUAUGUAUGGACACCAGUUCUGCAUUGAGAACCUGCAGAAACUGAUCCUUUCAGAGACAUCCAUCUUCGAUGUGCUGCCAAACUUCUUCUACCACAGUAAUCAGGUUGUCAGGAUGGCUGCCCUAGAGGUGUAUGUACGCAGAGCAUACAUUGCCUACGAACUCAACAGUGUUCAGCAUCGACAACUGAAGGACAAUACGUGUAUAGUAGAGUUCCAAUUCAUGCUUCCCACCUCGCAUCCCAACAGAGGGAACAUCCCCACUCUAAACAGGAAAAUGUCUGCUCCAAUCCUGGACAAUGCAAAAGCCGCGGCCACUAAAUUACAAGAAACUAAACCCCAGGACCUUAGAGCACGAGAUAGUGAAUCUAAGGAUGAUAUUGCUGAGAAGAAAAAUGCCUCAGAUUUGGAAUCUGUGGACAGGAUGUCAUUCUCAUCCAACCUGAAUCACUACGGCAUGGUGCAUGUGGCCAGCGUGAGUGAUGUUCUGCUUGACACCUCUUUCACACCACCGUGCCAGCGCAUGGGAGCCAUGGUCUCCUUCCGCUCAUUUCAGGAGUUCACAAGAAACAUACCAGAUGUGUUGAGCUGCUUCUCUGACUCUCCCCCUCCAAGUCCAACCUUCCCAGAAGGAGGCAAUCCUGUCCUGUAUGGUGAAGAGGACAACAAGAGCGUCCAGGAUGAGCCUAUCCAUAUCCUGAAUGUGGCUAUUAAGACUGACAGUGACGUUGAUGACGACGGCCUGGCAGCCAUGUUCCGGGAGUUCACUCAGUCAAAGAAAUCACUGCUGUUUGAACAUGGCAUUCGAAGGCUAACUUUCCUCGUAGCUCAGAAGGAUUUCAGGAAGCAAGUCAACUGUGAGGUGGACCAAAGAUUUCAUAGGGAAUUCCCCAAGUUUUUCACAUUCCGUGCCAGAGACAAGUUUGAGGAGGACAGGAUCUACCGUCAUCUGGAGCCAGCACUGGCGUUCCAGUUGGAGCUCAACCGCAUGCGUAAUUUUGCCCUAACUGCCAUUCCAUGCGCCAAUCACAAGAUGCACUUGUACCUGGGUGCAGCCCGUGUGGAGGUGGGCACAGAAGUUACAGACUACCGAUUCUUUGUCCGAGCCAUUAUCCGCCACUCUGAUUUGGUCACAAAGGAAGCCUCCUUUGAAUACCUUCACAAUGAAGCAGAGCGUCUGCUGCUGGAAGCCAUGGAUGAACUGGAGGUGGCUUUCAACAACACGACUGUACGAACUGACUGUAACCACAUCUUCCUCAAUUUUGUCCCUACAGUCAUCAUGGACCCAUCAAAGAUUGAGGAGUCUGUGCGCUCUAUGGUGAUGCGGUACGGCAGCCGUCUGUGGAAGCUGCGUGUCCUGCAGGCUGAGCUGAAAAUUAACAUCCGCCUGACUCCAACAGGAAAGCAGAUUCCCAUCCGCCUCUUCCUUACUAAUGAAUCAGGUUAUUACCUGGACAUCAGCCUGUACAAGGAGGUCACUGAUUCCCGAACGGGACAGGUGGGGCCCAAAGACCGACAGAUUAUGUUCCAAGCAUACGGAGACAAGCAAGGGCCCUUACAUGGUAUGCUCAUCAAUACACCCUAUGUCACCAAGGACCUGUUGCAAUCAAAGCGCUUCCAGGCACAGUCUCUGGGCACCACCUAUGUCUAUGACUUUCCAGAAAUGUUCAGACAGGCUCUGAAAAAGCUGUGGCACUCUAGUCAGGCCUAUGCCCACUUACCCAAAUGCCCUCUUCCCUCUGAGCUGCUCACCUUCACAGAGCUGGUUCUCGACGCCCAAGGUCAGCUGGUGCAGAUGAACCGACUGCCAGGAGGCAACGAGAUUGGUAUGGUGGCCUGGCGGAUGACCCUGCGAACCCCAGAGUAUCCAGCGGGACGUGAGAUCAUCGUCAUAAGUAAUGACAUCACACACAAGAUAGGUUCAUUUGGACCGCAGGAGGACGUGUUGUUCCUGCGAGCCUCAGAGAUGGCACGAGAGAGCGGCAUCCCUCGAAUCUACAUCGCAGCCAACAGUGGUGCUCGCAUUGGCCUGGCAGAGGAAAUCAGACACAUGUUCCACGUGGCCUGGCAAGAUCCAGCUGACCCUUAUAAGGGUUUCAAGUAUCUCUACCUCACACCUCAGGAUUACAAGAAGGUUUCAGCCUUAAACUCUGUGCACUGCGAACACGUAGAGGAUGAGGGAGAAUCCAGGUACAAGAUCACUGACAUUAUAGGAAAAGAUGAAGGCCUGGGUGUGGAGAACCUGAAGGGGUCUGGAAUGAUUGCUGGAGAGUCUUCCCUGGCUUAUGAGGAGAUCAUCACCAUGAAUCUGGUCACAUGUCGAGCCAUAGGUAUCGGGGCCUAUCUGGUGAGGCUUGGACAGAGAACCAUCCAAGUGGACAACUCUCACAUUAUCCUUACUGGAGCUGGAGCCCUCAACAAGGUCCUGGGCAGAGAAGUGUACACAUCGAACAACCAACUUGGUGGAAUUCAGAUCAUGCACAACAAUGGUGUGACCCACACUACUGUUUGUGAUGACUUUGAGGGAGUCUUCAAUAUUUUGCAGUGGCUGUCCUACAUGCCCAUGUGUAAAUCUAGUCCAGUGCCCAUCCUCCAAGCCAAGGAUCCCAUUGAUCGGCUAAUAGAGUUUGUGCCUACCAAGGCUCCCUAUGAUCCUCGCUGGAUGUUAGCAGGACGUCCCAGCCAGACUCCAAAAGGUUCCUGGCAGAGUGGUUUCUUUGACCAUGGCUCUUUCAUGGAGAUCAUGCAGCCUUGGGCUCAGAGUGUGGUGGUAGGCAGAGCCAGACUGGGUGGGAUACCUACUGGAGUGGUUGCUGUGGAGACCAGGUCUGUGGAGCUGUCAAUCCCAGCUGAUCCAGCUAAUUUGGACUCAGAGGCAAAGAUCAUCCAGCAGGCAGGACAGGUGUGGUUCCCAGAUUCUGCCUUUAAAACAGCCCAGGCUAUUAAGGAUCUCAACCGCGAAGGCUUACCUCUCAUUGUAUUUUCCAACUGGAGGGGCUUUUCUGGAGGAAUGAAAGAUAUGUACGACCAGGUGCUGAAGUUUGGGGCCUACAUUGUGGAUGGACUGAGGGAGUACAAGCAGCCAGUACUAGUCUAUAUCCCCCCUCAGGCUGAGCUGAGAGGAGGCUCCUGGGUGGUCAUAGAUCCAACCAUCAACCCCCGUCACAUGGAGAUGUACGCCGACAAGGACAGCCGAGGUGGAGUGUUGGAGCCUGAAGGAACAGUGGAGAUCAAGUUUAGAAGGAAGGAUCUGGUGAAGACCAUGAGGAGAGUAGAUCCAGUCUACACGAAUCUGGCUGAACGAUUGGGAACCCCAGAGCUGAGCCCGCCUGAUCGAAAAGAGCUGGAGACCAAGCUUAAGGAGCGUGAGGAGUUUCUGUUACCCAUCUACCAUCAGGUGGCUGUGCAGUUUGCAGACCUUCAUGACACUCCAGGUCGCAUGCAAGAGAAGGGCGUUAUCACGGAUAUCCUGGAAUGGCAGACGUCACGUCAGUUCUUCUACUGGCGCCUGCGACGCCUGCUGCUGGAAGACACCGUGAAGAGGAAGAUCCAAGCGGCUAACAGUGAGCUGACAGACGGCCAGAUCCAGGCAAUGCUGCGCCGCUGGUUUGUGGAGGCUGAAGGGGCUGUUAAGGCUUAUCUGUGGGAUAACAAUGAAGAGGUGGUGGCAUGGCUGGAGAGGCAACUAGCUGAAGAAGAGGGCGCGAGGUCCGUCAUCGAUGAGAACAUCAAGUACAUCCGCCGGGAUCACAUCCUCAAGCAGAUUCGCAGCCUUGUUCAAGCCAAUCCAGAGGUUGCCAUGGAUUCCAUUGUGCACAUGACCCAGCACAUCUCACCCACACAGAGAGCUGAAGUGGUGCGUAUCCUGUCCACUAUGGAGACGUCAUCCUCCUCCUAGCGGGAGCCUGGCCUCUCCUUCUCGCCUGGCUGAAGCACUGCUCAGGCCACAACCACAGCCAAAGCAGCCUGGUUCAGUCAGAUCUGCUCCUAUCUGGGGCCUGGGCUGGAAACUCAGACUGGAGGAGCCAACGUGAUGGCCCUUGGCAGCUGCCAGGUUACUGAUGAAUCGUUGGCAAUGAUUCUCACUUAGCAAGAGUUUAGGUGUUUGACAUCAGUUGUAACAUUUUGUAAACUGACUUACAUGUAGGUUAGUGUUUAGAAACAUUGAUGUAUUUUGUAUUAAAGUGCAAUUAACAAAUGUCAAUACAGACAUAUCUAGUGACUAAUAUUUUUAAUAAUGUGUUUGGAGUUUACACAGUUGGCUCAAAAGGAUGUUUAUGCUUCCAUGAUAAUCAGUGGCCUCCAUCCUUUUAAACUGGAGUGUGCACAACAGUUAAUUAAUGUUAUUGUCCUGUUAAAAUGCACCUUGGUUUGUGACAUAUGCUUGUUAAGAUUUGCAAGUGUUUUGAUGACCAGCUUGACAAUGACAAUACAUAGGAGGGAGUUAGCAAAAAAGGGGGUUUUACACUCCCAAAUAAGGAGCACUUAGUUACUGAACAAAGACGGGGAGCGCUGUAACAGUUUUGGACAGGGCCAGCCCAGCAGGGAGCAGGAACAAGGUCCCUUUUAGACCCUGACUGUUUCACAGUUACCCUGCAGUGAGCAAUGGGCAGCUCGCCUCACAACAAAACCACAGCUGUCCCUUCUGUUCUCACCCACAGUACAUGCUGCUUUAGAGGCACUUUAGUGCUUACUGUUCCCUUACAUGGCACCUAGAAUCAAAUCUGCACAGUUUUCACUGUUGCACCUAGUAUGCAAACAUGCACAAAGUGGCACACGCAUAUGGAGUGGAUAAUAGAGAACUGAGAACGGUACUCACAGUGAAUAAUAGCAUGCUUGUUUAGAAUGAUGGUCUUUGCUCCCUUUGGUUAUUUUUGACAGCUGUUGCUCUUAAAAGCAGCACCAUAGCUGUGUGUUUUUUAACUAAAGAAAUACACUUGAGUUAGAUAGCCAAAUCAUUACAUGUCUGCUGACAGAACAAAGGAUACUGUUCACUUGACUUACACGUUACAUGUUGGAUAUGGUGUCUAAUUUUAGCUGUAAUCCUCAGACUCUGUUCUAUUUAAAGUUUGUAUGUCAUGUAUAUGAAAAGUUGCUUAUUUUUAUUAUUAAUUUUUGAACAGUUUGAAUCACAUAUAACUUCUCUUGACUACUUGAGUUUGUUACUAAUAGGGAAAUUAUGGAAACUGUAUCAUAAAGAGAAGAGUAUUUAAUGAUGGCAAAACAGCAGCAUAUUGUUGAAUUCCAUCCUUGAGAUCAUUGUGUCAUAUGCUCUGUUGACAAAAAAACAAUGUGAAAUGGCUUCAUGGUCAGUGCUGUGCCUUUCGUGUGCCCACAUUGACAUGUUGUCCAGUUGCUUCAUAAGUAACUGGUCGUUUCCUUUUAUAGGGAUGAAGAAUAUUUACUGAUAUGAGCUUCAAAUGUGUCUGCAGAUUUAAUAAAGCUUACUCAACUUAC
Messenger RNA from Amphiprion ocellaris (clown anemonefish), 9160 nucleotides. RefSeq names its product acetyl-CoA carboxylase alpha (gene acaca). The record is from RefSeq and is a predicted model, not a curated record. The coding region runs from base 267 to 7601 and encodes 2444 amino acids. Gene Ontology annotation, molecular function: acetyl-CoA carboxylase activity; metal ion binding; ATP binding. NCBI's taxonomy places the organism in Eukaryota, Metazoa, Chordata, Actinopteri, Pomacentridae. The transcript has 55 exons. Gene Ontology annotation, biological process: fatty acid biosynthetic process.